Drepanopeziza brunnea f. sp. 'multigermtubi' MB_m1 is the source of this 1401-nucleotide messenger RNA. Lineage: Eukaryota; Fungi; Ascomycota; Leotiomycetes; Helotiales; Drepanopezizaceae. The record is from RefSeq and is a predicted model, not a curated record.
AUGGCCUCUACCACAACGCAACCAUCUGGCAUGGCCAAGCCAGCGACCAAGAAAUUCGAGCCCAAGAAGUCUCACAUCACCGAGGAGCCUAUCACCCAGGCCAAUUGGUAUAAGCAUGUCAACUGGCUCAAUAUCACUCUCAUUGUGGGCGUGCCCAUCUACGGUCUCAUGGCCACCUACUGGACCCCGCUGCAGCUCAAGACGGCCAUCUGGGCCAUUACCUACUACUUUAUGACCGGUCUCGGGAUCACCGCUGCGUUUCCAGGUUACCACCGACUUUGGGCUCACACCUCCUACUCUGCCCGUCUCCCGCUGAAGAUCUUCCUCGCUGCCGUGGGCGGUGGAGCCGUCGAAGGCUCGAUCCGCUGGUGGUCGAGAGAUCACCGCGCCCACCACCGGUACACCGACACCGACAAGGACCCAUACUCCGUCCGCAAGGGUCUCCUCUACUCGCACAUUGGAUGGAUGAUCAUGAAGCAGAACCCCAAGCGCAUCGGCCGUACUGACAUCUCCGAUUUGAACGAUGACCCCGUCGUCGUCUGGCAACACCGCAACUACAUCAAGACGGUCAUCUUCAUGGGGAUGGUCUUCCCGUGUCUCGUCAGUGGUCUCGGAUGGGGAGACUGGAAGGGAGGAUUUAUCUACGCCGGAAUUCUCCGCAUCUUCUUUGUCCAACAGGCCACCUUCUGCGUCAACUCUCUGGCCCACUGGCUCGGCGACCAACCAUUCGACGACCGCAACUCUCCCCGUGACCACGUCAUCACUGCUCUCGUCACGCUCGGCGAGGGCUACCACAACUUCCACCACGAGUUCCCCUCCGACUACCGUAACGCCAUUGAGUGGCACCAAUAUGACCCUACCAAGUGGUCUAUCUGGUUGUGGAAGCAAAUGGGCCUCGCGUACGACCUCAAGCAAUUCAAGCAAAAUGAAAUCGAGAAGGGCCGUCUCCAACAACUCCAGAAGAAGCUCGAUCAGAAGCGCCAAACCCUCGACUGGGGUAUUCCUCUGGAGCAGCUGCCCAUCAUCGACUGGGACUCCUACCAAGCCGAGGCCAAGAACGGCCGUGCUCUCGUCGCUGUCGCUGGUGUCGUUCACGACGUCACCGACUUUGUCAAGGACCACCCGGGUGGCAAGGCUCUCAUCAACUCUGGCAUCGGCAAGGACGCGACGGCCAUCUUCAACGGAGGUGUCUACAACCACUCCAACGCCGCCCACAACCUGUUGUCUACGAUGCGCGUCGGUGUGAUCCGUGGCGGUUGCGAGGUCGAGAUCUGGAAGCGUGCUCAGCGCGAGAACAAGGACAUUUCCUUCGUCUCGGACUCGGCUGGCAAGAAGAUUAUCCGGGCUGGCAGCCAGGUCACCCGGAUAGCCGAGCCCGUUGCAUCUGCUGAUGCCGCGUAG